Messenger RNA from Cladocopium goreaui, 1122 nucleotides. NCBI's taxonomy places the organism in Eukaryota, Dinophyceae, Suessiales, Symbiodiniaceae. The record is from the annotation of a GenBank genome assembly.
AUGGGAUUGCAGGGCCUUGAGUCAAUGGUGGCCGAAGGUGCAAUGAUCCCAGACGAUCAAGUUUGCAGUAGCCCGGAAGUUUCUUACAGCAGUUUUUGGAUUUGGCUGGCAUUUGGACUAAUGCUUGCAACGUUUGCAGUGGUGACAUUCAAGGGUUACUACAUGCUGAAGAAGGUCUCCAAUGAUUUGCAACAUGCUUGGGCGCAAGUGGCAGAUGAAGAUCACUACAUAGCCCAGCAAGCAGAACGCAUUGACAAACUGGAGAAGCGUUGCGAAGCUUUGGAAAACCAAUUUGGUCAACAGACAGCCAUCCUAACUGAUCAAAUCACAGAGACUUCAAACGAGCUUUCAAUGACACGUGAUUACAUGACGGGCCUGCACUAUUCACUGGUGGAACAUGGUGGCUUCCUACGCAAUGGGCUAGGGUUAAGCCACGAUCAGUGGAUUCAUCUGACGACCCUCGAGCGUGCCAACAUGAUAAGCUCGAGGACAAUGGGAUCAGUGGAGUUCAUGCGACUGGUCAGACAGAGAAUGGUACCAGCUGAAACAGCAGACCAAACAGAUGAAGCAACAGAAGAUGGAACAGAAAUGGAAGUGGAGCCAACAACCACUUCAAGGUUGGGUGACCGAGAACAAUCUUUGGAAGAGAUGUUGAAUUUCAUCAAGGCAGAACAUCAAGGAUGCAUCGAUCGCCAAGAAUACUGGGAUGCAAACAACCUGCAGAAUCUCAUUUUGGAACUUUUGGAAGGGGUUCAGAACCAAGAACCGGAGUCAGAUGUGGUCUCCGUGGCGUUGGAGGCGGUCGUUGCAACGAACAACGAAUUCCGGUUAGCUCUUUGGGAUCGCUUACCAUCCCAUGCCGAGCACUUCUGCGAUGUCUCCUUGCGCAGCACCGACGGGCAAGUCUUCAAGGCCCACCGGUUGGUGCUGUCCAUGGCCAGCGAUCCUCUCUUUGCAAUGCUCAGUGGCAGCUUUGCCGAGGGGCAACAAUCGGAGGUGCCCUUCGAAUCUUCCGGCGAGGCUCUCAGUGCAUUUCUGGAGUUUCUGUACAAGGGUACAUUCUCAGUGAAGAAGGCCGCUGCGGUAAUCGUGAAUGCAGCUGUGGUGCAAGACAAUGACUGA